CUGGAUCUGUUGGCUUUUACGGGCCUGGAGGUCAUGCCAUGGGCGCGCAGAGCACGAAGUGCCAUCACUGCGCCUGCCAAGGGAGCCAGGAGGACGAGGAGGCCAAUGCGCUACCUGGAAUUUCCAUUGCCGGAUCAGAACGGCCGUCUCCCACAAGUUCCGGGGCACCCAGCUCGCCAACCUCCCCUGCACCAGAUGAGGAGGAAGUGGAGUGGAUGCAGCUGGUGGCGCCCAUGGUGGGCCUGAAAGCCACGGCCAAUGAGUUCAUGGAGCUUUCCCAGAAGAUUGACCCAGGCGGACUGGAGCUGGAUGCUUUUCUGGAUGCCGAGCAAGAGGAGUUGAACCGAGAAGAGCUGCGUGUGGAGCGCAUUACCAAGAAGGUGAAGCCGGCGGACUUUGAGUUCAUCGUACACACUGGGAUGACGGGGAACCAAGCAGAUCGCGCGCUCGCCGAGAGGAUGGCUCGGAAAUCCUUCAGAUUCCAGGUGGGCAUGGGCAAGAGGGCCCCAAAGCAGGAAGGCAACAUUGAGCGCCCCGACGACGAAGCCUCUGACGCCUCGAACGCCGACAAGGACACCGCCUUUCAAACGGAUGUCAGAAAGGCCAUCGCCGGCGACUUGGAAGCUGACGCGUCGGGCGCCUCCGGCCUUGACACAUCUGAUGAGUCAAAGCGGGUCCUCCGCAACAACCUCCGGAGAACUGCGAGCCAACUUAGUUUGAUGUCCACCAUGGGCCGCGAUGUCUCAGAACGCCUCAGGAUCAUCGUGGAGAACCCCCGGGAUAUUUCUUGUUUCUACACACUGCAAGACGGCAUGCUGGGACGAGGAUCCUACGGCACGGUACAGCGGGGCGUUGUGAAAUCCACCGGCGCACAGCGCGCUGUGAAGACCAUCUCCAAGGAGCAGUGCAAAGAGGGCUGGGGCGCCCUGAAGAAUGAGACGCCCAGCGCAACAGUUGAGUCAGCGAUGC
This is a messenger RNA of Effrenium voratum, 969 nucleotides long. Lineage: Eukaryota; Dinophyceae; Suessiales; Symbiodiniaceae. The record is from the annotation of a GenBank genome assembly.